Messenger RNA from Erigeron canadensis, 720 nucleotides. Its product is annotated as putative B3 domain-containing protein REM15. The transcript is spliced from 3 exons. The record is from RefSeq and is a predicted model, not a curated record. Gene Ontology annotation, molecular function: DNA binding. The coding region runs from base 1 to 720 and encodes 239 amino acids. NCBI's taxonomy places the organism in Eukaryota, Viridiplantae, Streptophyta, Magnoliopsida, Asterales, Asteraceae.
AUGAACUUAAAAGAAGCAUCCUUCUUCAAGAUUAUACUCAGAGAUUCAGAUGACUUCAUUCCAUUGUCGUCUACAUUUACAAAGAAGUACAUGGAAAAGAGCAACGAGACACAAACCAUUGUCCUCAGAACAAACUCAUCUACCGCUGAAUGGAACGUCAAAUACUUGAAGAUCGAUGACAAAUAUUACUUCAUGGAUGGGUGGCUCAAGUUCAUGAAAGAUAAUGGUCUUCAAAUGGGGGACCUUCUUGUCUUUUGGCUUGUGUCUCAUUCACCAACAGUCUUUAACAUCUUUUUCUACGCACCCAAUUCAUGUCUCAAAAAUCCAUCUAGUUGUUCAUCUGGUAAUAUCGAUCCAGCAAUGCCAAAGGUUGGCCUUGGUUUAGGUGGUGAGGAGAAGGAAACUUCCAUUGAAGAAGUUCCAGCUUAUGAUGUUUCGCCAUUGACAAAUGUAUUCGAGAAAGCAACUGGAAUCGGUUGUUAUGAUACCUUGCUAUUGAAGAACAAAGAAGGAAAAAAGUGGAAAGUGGAAAUAAAAAAAUACAAGAAGAAAAAUCAAAUGUUGUACAUCACAAAAGGAUGGGCAAAGUUCAUGAAAGACAAUAAGGUGGAAAUUGGGGAUAGAUGUGAGUUUAAGCAUGUGGAAGGCAAGCUAAUUCGUGUUCAUGUGUUUAAGAAGAGAGGAAGACCUUUGGGCAAUAAGUCAAACAACGGUGAUUGA